AUGCACGACUACGCAAAGUCUCAGCUUGAGCUUACGCGCAAAACUCAAAUCGGAAAGAAAUUGGCCUAUAUGCUGAGGUAUGGAGCGCUGAGGGAAGGUCUGGACGUCACUGGUGACGGAUACGUUUCACUGACUGAGCUGUGUGAACAUCCGCUUUUCGCCUGUUUGUCUACCGAAGAAUUGCUCAGAGAAAUUCGACUUGAUGCAAAACGCUUUGAACUGAUGGCCAAAGAAAGCCAGUACAAAGUACGGGCUCGAUACGGGCGAAAGUUUCUUAAGAGCCCAUAUCAUGAAGGUACGAAAGUGAAGCGUUUGCUGGAAAUACUCAUCGUAUUUAUACGAAAGCACAUACAGCUCUACGACUUCGAGGAAUUUCCCGACGGCUACCUAAUAAGUCUAAUUAUCAAGCGCUUGAAGCUUGAUCGGGAUCUCUCAGACAAGGUUUUGCGGCAGCUUCUUUGUCCGGCAAUUUCCCAUCUGGACUUAUGCAAUGCAUUCGUUAACAAGGGAACCAUUGCGCUCAUCCCUACGAAGUGUCCUUAUGUCACUUGGCUCAGCUUCAGAGGUUUGGGAUUCGUUAUAACGGAUCACGUUCUGGCGUUGGCACUUAAAGUAUGCACCUUUCGAUUGUGA
Molecule: messenger RNA, 633 nt
Organism: Soboliphyme baturini
Lineage: Eukaryota; Metazoa; Nematoda; Enoplea; Dioctophymatida; Soboliphymatidae
Source: the annotation of a GenBank genome assembly